UGACGGGUCAGACUGUCGGAGCCGAAGGGUGCGCACUGCCGCUGCGGACGGGAUCUAAACUUCACCACCGUUAUUUCCACUCCGACUCCUUUCAUUUGUAUCUAUCCCUCAGUAUGAAGGAAAGAAGACUCACUCAGCCUUUUGUAGCCCGCUGUAAACUGGUGCUGGUCGGGGACGUCCAAUGCGGUAAAACGGCGAUGUUACAAGUGUUGGCCAAGGACUGCUAUCCAGAGACAUACGUCCCUACUGUGUUUGAGAACUACACGGCCUGUUUGGAGCUGGAAGACCAGCGUGUUGAGCUCAGUCUCUGGGACACAUCAGGUUCUCCAUACUACGACAACGUCAGGCCCCUCUGCUACAGUGACUCAGAUGCAGUGCUCUUAUGCUUCGACAUCAGCCGACCAGACACAGUAGAUGCUGCGCUUAAAAAGUGGAAAGCAGAGAUUCAGGACUUUUGUCCCAGUACGCGGAUCUUACUAAUAGGCUGUAAGACAGACCUGCGAACAGAUGUAUGCACGCGCAUAGAGCUGUCCAAUCAGAAGCAGGCUCCCAUCUCCCAUGAACAGGGAUCUUCCUUGGCCAAGCAGCUGGGAGCAGAGGCUUACCUGGAGUGCUCAGCCUUCACAUCAGAGAAGAGCAUCCACAGUGUUUUCCGUACCGCAGCUUUGGCCUGUAUGGACAAACUGCAGCCUGCUAACAAACCCAGCCCUGUCCGCCGCCUCUCCAAGAGACUCCUACACCUGCCCAGCAAGACAGAGCUCCUUUCUUCCACCUUCAGCAAGGACAAGUCCAGGAGCUGCUCUAUCAUGUGAAUGCAAGUAGACUGAAGCAGGUUUAGAAGGCGGUGUAAGGAGAAGAGAUCUUUGAUGUGGAUUUUUAGAAAGGCUUCUCUUUUCCUUGCAGCAUCCAUCCAAAACCCCCUGCUCAAUAUUCCAAAAAGACUGCUUUUUAUGUUCAACUCUGACAUUAAUAUUUUGACCAUGACCUGCCACCAGCACACAUGGUGCAGAGAAAGACUGGAAAUGUUUGAUGUUGAAUCUAUUCCGAAUUAAUUCCUUGGCAUUUUGUAUGUAUUGUAAUCCUGCACGCUUGUAUAAAAGACAGCAGAGCAGGCACUUCAGGGUGCAGACCUGGUCCUCACAUGCAGUAAAUGCUGCAAGAGUCUGCUCAAAUAAGGUCAGUACCCUCUCUUUUCCAUAGGGAAAGUGGUUGUAAACACUGCAUUUCACUGCAUUAACCUGAUGAGUCCCACUUGAAAUUCUGAUCGCGGUGCCCUUUCCUCUCCAUCUCUUAAUCUGAAUGUCUCCUGAGGUCAGCACGUGGUCUGAGCGACAAGAUGAAAUGUAAAAUCUGACAGUGACAGGAAGCAGUUUCUACAGAAAUGUGGCUUGGGGAAUUCAAAACAGCGACCCUAAAAGAAAUUAUUCCUCCGCCGACCAUUCACAGUGCUUCCUUCAUAAAUUAAAGCUGACACUGGAGAAAAGGAUAGAGAAGGGAGCGAUUUGGCAAGCUCAGUGUUCAUUUGCAAAGGCGGUGGGAGGAUGAACUGAGAGCACAUCUGAAGGAGCGCAAUGUGACUCAGCAUUCACAUGAGCCACAAACUGGUCUGGGGGGGACAUGUUGCGACAAAAACAAAUACUUUGUACUUCAGUCCUCAAUGGUUUGUGUUUUAACCAUCCGCCUUGAUUCUUAAUGGUGUUACAUUAAUGAUCCAUCAGCUCAAUAUUCCCUGAUACAAUAUAAGUUACUGAAUUGAAACCAUUUUAACACUUAAUGCAGGCAAAAGAUUGAACUAUUCUUCUUUACUAUUUAUUAAAUAACACUGUAUUUUUACAUAGCCAGUUAAAUUUAGUGUGAUGUGCCAAAAAAAGGGGUCUUAAAUCAGAUUUUGAUCUUCUGCCUCAUGACUAAUAGUCCCCACAGGCUUCAAUGAGAUCCAAAUGCUGCUUAAGGUGGCUUUUUAAUGUGGAGAGUUAUCUACGACACCCCUGCUGCCAUUUACGGCCUGGAAAGCUGCAGUAACGCUACAUGUCCCUGAGCUGAUACUGAACUGGAAAGGGACGGUUAUAAAUGAUCACACAAACAGGCUGGUCCUGUCUGAAGAACAAGAUUUUUCCUGCUUUUUAUGCUUUAAAAAUAUUUUGAUUCUGAUUUUCAACCACCAUGAAAAGGUAUUCUUGCUGUUUUCCAUGUCAAAUAGCUUUUCUAGAUGUUUCCGAUUGCUUGUGACUGUCUGUCGUUGGUGUUUGUUUUUUUUUUGUAGUUGCUGAUAUUGUUCUAGUAUUCACUUGAGUCUUCUGGCAUUAACGGCUGGUGACAGCUCAGCUAAUGGAGAACCUGAUGAUUUGUAGGUCUGCGCUGAGAAGCCCAGAGUUCUUUGGAUGUACAGAACACUGGAAUUUAACGUGUUGCCUAGCAACAGUGGGAGCAGGGGCAGGCGUGAGCGGGGCUCCUGUCUCACAGAGAGAGAGGGAUGGCUCUGAGAGAGGGCGCCUCACCUUUUAUUUGUAGCAUUAGACACGAGCCACAGCGAAGGUGAUGGCCGGACAUUUCAGGGAGCAGCGGACUGUAGAAGGUCUGUGAGUGGUGUUUAAGACCUCAUGCUGGAAACAGCCGUGAGUGGGUUGUUAGAAGCAACAUGUGAUCUGAUACAUAAACUUAACACUGUCUCUGUUGCUCUGCAGGCAUUAUAUCAUUUCUCAGUUCUGUCUUGAACAUCAUGCUGUCCUUAACAAGCUCUUUGUCUUUGUUGAAUAUACAACUGCCAUUUCAGUUUCUCUGAGUUUCUUUUUUUCUUGUACAUAUCCUUCCACUUCAACCUGUUUGUAUAAAAAUAUGCCAAAAGAAUGUUACUGAAGCAAAAGAAAAUGUUUGUAUGAAGUUGCCAAACUUGGCUUAAAUUAUUGAUUGAAUUCUGUAUUGGUUAUUGUCAUAUGCUAUUUUCAUUUUGAGACUUUUAUUUAAAUAAAUAUGUCUUAUGUU
Molecule: messenger RNA, 2982 nt
Organism: Sphaeramia orbicularis (orbiculate cardinalfish)
Lineage: Eukaryota; Metazoa; Chordata; Actinopteri; Kurtiformes; Apogonidae
Product: rho-related GTP-binding protein Rho6
Exons: 5
Coding region: 114-812 (232 amino acids)
Biological process (GO): small GTPase-mediated signal transduction
Molecular function (GO): GTP binding; GTPase activity
Source: RefSeq, a predicted model, not a curated record